UGCCAAUGGAUGACUGUUGGAAUUGAGGAAGAAAUAGCAAGUUGUGUGAACUGAUGAAAUGGAAGAGUACCGUUAGUCAUUAGAUGGAAUACGCAAGACAUUAAGUCGGGUGCAGCCACUGUGAAGAGGUAGUCAAUCAUGGAUGGACCACAGGGAAGUAUAGACACUGAUGUUUGUUGUGAAGAAAGUGGAUUCAAACCUCAAAAAGAAAUAGUUUUCAACAAACUAUUACCGUUUGCAAAGGAGCUAGAAGAAGAUGCAACACGACUGCUAUCAGAUAUUAAAGCGAACAUCGGAAAAUCAGUGUUGUUACGUGAACUGCGACCAGGUUGUGGAAUUUGGACAGCAAGACUUUCCAAAUACAUAAAAGUAUAUGGACUGAAAUUUUCAAAAGAAGAUCACAUAGCAUUCAUUCAUUUGAUGUAUGAACUAACGACCAUUCCUAGCCUGGAACCAUGGCUCGUCAGCAAGUUUGCAAAUGUAUCGAUAUGCCUCUUGAAGAAGAAGGAAUUGCUGUCACCAGAUGAAUUACAGUUGCCAUGGAAACCACUAUUUGAGCUCUGCGAGAGGAUAAUGAACACAAGUCUCACUGCAAUUGGAAUGUAUAGAUACUUCUCUUCACUAGAGAAUACCUUGAAGAAUUUAGUUCAUGCUGCGCGUUUCUACUUUCCUCCUGAGGCAACACAAGAAAUGCUUGAUGCCUGGCGACCACGCCUAUGCCCGUUCGACGGAGUUAAUAUAGAAAAUAACAUCGAAUUUCUAGAGUGGUUUCUUCCUAUUGCCCUCCCACCUGAGAAAAGCCAUCUAGGAUACAAACUUUGGUUUGAAGAGUUAAUGAACCUUUGGAAGGUUUGCCACAAUGCUCCUAUGUGGGAAAAUGAAAUCAUGUGGUUGAUGGCUCGUCUUGCCCAUCACAAUAUUGGAUAUAUUGAUUGGGAACCAUAUAUACCACUUAUGUUCACAAGGUUCUUGCAGAGUCUUUAUCUGCCAGUUUCUUAUAAACAAGUCCAACAAACUAGGCUUCACAAAAUAGAGGCUGCUCCAAUGGCACUUUGGAUUGUUGCUGUACUGGGAAGACACAGCAGUGCACAGAAACAUUUAGAUAGAUUGAUGAAGACCUUGGAAUCUUAUUUCCAUCCAGCAAAUUUUGGAAGAUGGUUCAUAAAGCUGAAAGAUUUCUUAAAGAAGCUUCCAAUGUAUUUUAUACAACGGUUGCAUUUUGAAAGACACAAGCACUUGACAUGGGAGACUCCAGUACCUGACAGUCAUAAAUUAACAGAAGAUGACAUUACAAACUUUGUAGAGAGUGUGAAACCUGUUGCACUUCAGGCAAUGUUUUCCAAAUUGGGACUUACAGAAAUUAACCAAGCUAUGCAACAUUUGGCAACUUUGCGUCCUAAUAUAGUAAUACCUCUUGUUGUUGAUCGCAUGUAUGCAAAUUUAGAGACAGUGACAGAACCUCAUAAGCUCACUGCUGCAAUGCAGUGUAUGGUGGCAGUUGCGAGACCAAUGGUCCAGGGUGCUCGGUUGGGUUACAAAGAAGGUCCUACACAUGUCAUCCCACUGCUGAUGUCAGUGCUUCCUGGAAUUGAUCCAAAUGAUGUCAGAAAAUGUUUCGUGACAUUUCAGUUUAUUGCAACAUUCUCAACAUUGAUUCCAAUUGUGGACUCCUCACAAGCGUCAAAUUACUGGAGCGAUCUCACAGAGGAAGAAGAAACAGUUUGCUUAGCUACUGCAGACUUUGAAGACUUUGUGCUUCAGUUUCUGGAUCGCUGUUUCACGUUAAUAGAUAGCAGCUCUCUAGAGGUAACACGGUUAGAGAGAGAGAAUGACAGAAGGAGCAAACUUGAGAACAUGGCAGAAUGUGCUCUUGGAUCAACAGUCACAGCUUUGCUGAUGCAAACAUCUCCCAGUAUUUUUAAAUCGGCAUUGCGGAAAUUACAUGCACUUGUCAUUGGAAGGAUAAUGGAGACAAAAGUUGCUGGACAGUUUGUCGCUGCCAUUGUUCGAUCAUUUUCUAAGGUGAAUGCAGAAGAGACUCUGAAAUCAUUAGUACCUCAGUUUUGCAGCAGAAUUCUUAUCUUAACAGAGAAUGAUGAAAUAUUGAAGGAUGAAACACUUGAUGAUGAACUAUUGUACAACUUAUUGAUACUUUCAGAGAUUGUUGACUGUGAUGGGAAAUGUCUUAUUCCAUACAUCCCUUCAAUACUAGAAGUUCUUGACCGUACAUUACAUUUAACUUGCCGUGAUGGUUAUGUUUUCUCCAGCAAAAUUUUACGAAAUGUUCUGUACAGCCUAAGUUUUGUCAUGCCAUUGGAGUAUAGAAGUUCAACAGAAUCAUAUGACAGUCAUGUGAAAGAUUACUUGCCAAUAAGAGACUGGGGAAAACCAGGCAAUGUCCAUAAUCUCCAAAUGAAGUGGCAUGUUCCAGAUGAGGAGGAAAUAAAACAUGUUCAGGAUAUUGUCAACAGAUAUUUACCUGUGGAAUUAGAACGUAUUAGCAGUUACAUCAAUGACAAAUCACAAAUGACAAGGGAAGAACUCCAGUGCUCAUUACACAUUGUAAAUGGAAUACUUGGAUGCAGACCUCUUCUUCCACAAUGGGAUGAACCACCAGUUAAACUAUUUGAUAGCUGCUUGAAAACUUCACCUUUUAAACUGGCAGCAGAAUGUAAUAAAGGUUAUGUUACAAUGCCAGAUGGAACUAAUGUACGAAAAGUGCUUGCUGAAACCAUGGUUCGAUUGCAACAGAAGAUCCUCGCCUGCACCGAAGAUGACACUAAAUCACUGUUCUGUCUUAUUACUAUUUGGGAUUCCAUUAUACGUGUUAGUAAUACACGAAGCAAUUUUGAUGCACACUGGAAAAAUUUUCAUGUAGUGAAGAAACUUCUUGAAGACAAACUUGUUGGGCAAAAGAGACAUAUGCGUGCCGUUCUUGUCGACAGAGCAUAUCUUCAGUAUGAGUCCUUACAAGAACGUAGCACAGUUUGCUUAACAGAAACACACAGUCUUAUUAUGCUUAGUCUUCUGACACUCAGUACUAGUCAUUAUAGUGAGGUUCGUUCAAGAGCACAACAAACAUUGUUCACAGCACUUGACACAUUUUCUUAUUCUUAUCUUGUACUUGUACCAAAAUUAUUGGAAUAUUUAAAGGAAGAUUCCAAGGAGCAUCAUGACCAAUUUAAGGGUGCAUUAUAUGUUUUAUUGGGUCCGAAGCAGAACCCACUGGUAACUAGGCACGACUGGACAAUGUUGAACUCAUUGUGGCCAGCUAUUGUUCUUGCUAAACCUUCAGAAAAAGCAUCAGUCAUCAACUUGCUGGACAAUUUGGUGGAAACAGUACAUAAACAUUUUCCAACCAUUACCAUUAAUCUAGAGAUACCAGAUACUUGCCUAGCAUCAGCUCGUAAAUUGUGGAACAGUUCACCCCUUCCAUCAGUGGACCCCAUUUCAGAUACUGAGGUAGAACUUGGACUACAGAAAUUACAUGAGAACAGCAAAUACAAUCUGGAACAGUACCUCUCAUUGCUGAAUGCUUUAAUGGAUGCUCUUGAGCAAGGGAAUCUUCAUUGGCGCUACCACAUAAUGGCAUUAAGCUUUGUUCGGGAUCUUGUGCAUCCAGAUUUGGCAUACCCUCCCAGGGUAGUGAAAUAUUUCCUCAACACUUUGAUCCAUGAUUCUUUGGAAGUGAGGAAGAUUGCGAUACGAGGCACAGUUUUCUUGUUGAAGCAGCAGAAGCGCCAACAUAAAAAAAUUGUUGUUGAUCCACGCUCCCUUUUGAAGGAUGGUAUUAAAUUGGAGAGCAAAAUAAUUCCAGGAGAACGAGAUGACAAUGCAUGGGUUCAAUAUAAUGGAAGUACGCGACCACUGACAGCUGAAGAAUGGGAUAAACCAAGAUACGUUCAUGAUAUGUAUCAUGGCUAUUAUUCUUGGCCAAAGGAACUGCAAGUAUAUGCUCCAUCUUCAGAUCAACCCAGUCUCAGUAGAUCACACGAAGAAUUAAGUGAUGGAGAAAAAGAAGUUGACAUUUUCUUUUCCUCACAAGGAAACAUUGACAAGCUUGUUAAAUAUUUAGCACUUGAAGAAAAGAAAGGAAAGGACAAAUUUAAUGGCUACAGAUUCAUUAUGUUCAAGGGUUUGUUUCGGAAUCAUGGAGAUGCAUAUUUGAGGUAUUUCACCCAUCACCUGGAGGAGCUGGUGGCUGAUAAAAAUGAAAGUAGUCAACGCUGUGCAGCAGAAAUUAUAGCAGGAAUUAUUCGAGGUUCGAAACAUUGGCCUUUUGAGAAGGUAUCUUCAAUGUGGAAAUUUUUGUCUCCGGUCAUUGAAACUGCAUUGUCAAACAUGACGGAAGAAACUGUUGGAGACUGGGGUGUCUGUUUUGCCACUGCUUCUGAAUGUCGUGACCCAAAUAGACAUCACUGGCUCUUAGAGCUUUUGAUGAAGGAUCCGUUCAGAGAUGAAGCGUCUUUCAUUCAGUGCGGACGAUUAUAUGCUUUGCAAGGUGCCUUAAAUCAGCAAGAAUGGAGAGUAUCUGAACUCUUCCAUAGGUUGAUGGAAUACUUCAAACCAUUCCUUACGCAUCCAUUCCAGAAUGUAAGAGACCGGCUAGGAAGUGUCAUAAGCAAUAUUUUAGAAACUGACAUUGUGUUUCCUGAUGGACCACGGACAAAAUCACCACACAUUUCAGAUUUUGUUGACAGUAUUCUACCCCAGCUGGAGAUCUUACACCAGACAAGUGAAAAAACAAAUAGUCCAACAAAAAAUCAUGUUGUACAGAAAGGUGUAGCAAAGUCCAUAGAUAACAUAAAGAGUGAAGCUGCUAUAGAGGAAGCAAUGAAAUUGUUGAAAAGUAUUGAUGUGAGCAGUGAUGAAAAGGAUGUUGCCAUACGAUUGCUGAAAACAGUCUGCAGAUGGCUGACAGGCAGCUUGACACGGGCCGUUUAUGGAGGAGUGCCAGAGUUUUUUAAAUUUUUCCAUAUUGUGUGCUUGAUGGAGAAUUACGAUGUUGAUGAGGAGCUUUGUAAAUGUUGUACUAGUCUUUUGGGUAUGCUAGCCCAAACUACUACAUUGCCAGAAUAUAUUCCACCUGCCAUGGAAUCAAUCAGUAUGGCUUCAAAGAGUAAUUCCUGGCAAGUGAGAUCGACAUGCGUGGAAUUCAUGCAAGUCUUUGUUUUUCACAACAUGCCAACAAUACUCGGAAAUAAGUGCUGGGCAGAUAACGUUAAAGAAAUUGUGUUGCGAUUGUUGGAAGAUGAAUGGUUAGAUGUAAGGGUAAAAGCAUCUCAAGUAUUAAGUGGCCUACUUCAUUGUGAUUUCAUAGACUCUACAAUGGAAUUAAUGGAUAUGUUCAAAUUGAAGGCAAAAACAAACUUGCCAAGGAAGAAGAAAAACUUGGCACCAGACAGCAAGUCUCAAGAGUUACUAAGAUUACGGCAUUCAGGAAUUCUUGGUCUGUGUGCAUUUGUCAGUGCAUAUCCAUAUGACGUGCCCGAUUUUGUUCCAGAUGUGUUCCUAAUCCUUGGAGAACACCUUAAUGACCCACAGCCAAUUCCAGCGACAAUAAGGAAAACUCUGGGAGAUUUCAAGAGAACACAUCAUGAUAACUGGCAGAUACACAGUCUCAAAUUUUCAGAGGAACAGCUGGAAGUUUUGGGUGAUUUAACUGUACCCCCAUCUUACUAUGCAUGAGGUCCCUUUAUUUAACCGUCUUGUGGUGUUGGACUGAAGAUUGUGGAUGUACAUAUUUGUGAUGUGUAAUAUUUUGUCCCUUGAAGCAAUUUUAUCUGAUUAGGGUUGAAAUUAAAGCUACAGCAGAGAAGCACAUUUAUUUGCACAAACGAAACAGAAAAAUAUGCAAAGUUUCAGCACGGCACGCUUGACGUUAUUGUGUGCAAAUGCUGCUAGUUGUUUCUCUCUCUCUCUCUCUCUCUCUCUCUCUCUCUCUCUCUCUCUCUCUCUCUCUCUCUCUCUCUCC
Molecule: messenger RNA, 5974 nt
Organism: Schistocerca cancellata (South American locust)
Lineage: Eukaryota; Metazoa; Arthropoda; Insecta; Orthoptera; Acrididae
Product: proteasome activator complex subunit 4-like
Exons: 34
Coding region: 139-5688 (1849 amino acids)
Biological process (GO): proteasomal ubiquitin-independent protein catabolic process
Cellular component (GO): nucleus; cytosol
Molecular function (GO): peptidase activator activity; proteasome binding
Source: RefSeq, a predicted model, not a curated record